GUGGAGAGGCUGGGCCGCUCCUUCAAGCGCCAGGUGCGGCGGCUGCGGGAGCGCAGCGGGCGGCUGGAGCUGGUCUUCCUGGUGGACGAGUCCUCGAGCGUGGGGCCCGCCAACUUCCUCAGCGAGCUGCGCUUCGUCAAGAAGCUGCUCUCCGACUUCCCCGUGGUGCCGGCCGCCACGCGCGUGGCCAUCGUCACCUUCUCCUCCAAGAGCAACGUGGUGCCGCGCGUGGACUACAUCUCCCAGCGCCGGGCGCGCCAGCACAAGUGCGCGCUGCUCAGCCGCGAGAUCCCGGCCAUCGCCUACCGCGGCGGCGGCACCUACACCAAGGGCGCCUUCCAGCAGGCGGCGCAAAUACUGCAACACUCCCGUGAAAAUGCUACAAAGGUGAUAUUUCUCAUUACUGAUGGAUAUUCCAAUGGAGGUGAUCCUAGACCCAUCGCAGCAUCCCUGCGUGUAGAAUUUGGAGUAGAGAUCUUCACAUUUGGAAUAUGGCAGGGCAACAUCCGAGAACUGAAUGACAUGGCUUCCCAUCCAAAGGAGGAACACUGUUACCUGCUUCACAGCUUUGCAGAGUUUGAGGCUUUAGCUCGCAGAGCUCUUCAUGAAGAUCUGCCCUCUGGCAGUUACAUUCAAGAAGAUAUAUCCCACUGUUCAUAUCUCUGUGAGGCAAAUGAGAACUGCUGUGACAUCAUGGCAAGCUGCAAAUGUGGCACUCACACAGGGCAGUUUGAAUGUAUCUGUGAAAAAGGGUACUACGGUAAAGGACUACAGCAUGAAUGCACAGCUUGCCCAUCAGGAACAUAUAAACCUGAAGGUUCACCUGGUGGAAUCAGCACUUGCAUCUCUUGUCCUGAUGACAACCACACCUCUCCCCCUGGAAGUACCUCCAUCAAGGACUGUGUUUGCAAGGAUGGGUAUCGUACUGCAGGACAUGCCUGUGAACUUGUCCACUGCCCUGAGCUGCAGCCCCCUGAAAAUGGUUACUUUAUCCAGAACGUCUGCAACAACUACUUCAACGCUGCCUGCGGAAUCCGAUGUAAAGCAGGAUUUGACCUAGUGGGAAGCAGCAUCCGGCUGUGUCAGCCAAAUGGCCUCUGGUCUGGUUCAGAGACCACGUGCAGAGUUCGAACGUGUCCAAAACUUCACAUACCUGAAAAUGGACGAAUUAAUUGUUCGUCAAGUGAUAUCUCAUACAAGACAGUGUGUUUUGUGACCUGUGAUGAGGGCUAUGAACUGGAAGGAAACUCCCAACUCACCUGUCAAGGAAACUCUCAGUGGGAUGGAAAGGAGCCAGCGUGUGUGGAGGUGCAUUGCCCCAUCUUCCAGAAACCUGAGAGUGUGACAGUACAUCCAUCAAGUUGUGGACAGGAACCAUCAAAAUCUGGAACAGUGUGCCAGUUGAGCUGCCCCCGGGGAUUCACCUUGUCUGGGGUUAGAGAAGAACUGAGAUGCAUUCCUUCUGGGAGAUGGAGUGAAAAUGUCCAAAAGGCUCUAUGUAAAGAUUUUGAAGCUCCUCAAAUCAGCUGUCCAGACAAUAUUGAGGCCAGGACUCUGGAACAUCAUAACUCUGCUAAUAUUAGCUGGCAGGUUCCAAUAGCAAAGGAUAACUCUGGAGAUGAGGUCUCAAUUCACGUUACUCCAGCUUUUGUACCACCUUCUCUUUUCCCCAUUGGAGAAGUUGUGAUCACUUACAUAGCAGUGGACAAGUCCGACAAUCAGGCAAGCUGCACAUUCAGUGUCAAGGUUAUUGAUGUAGAAUCCCCUGUAAUCGAUAGAUGCAGAUCUCCACCUCCAAUUCAGGUAUUGGAGAACGAGUACAGAGCAACAUGGGAGGAGCCUCAGUUCUCGGACAACUCAGGAGCGGCCCUGACUAUCACUAAAAGUCAUUCACCUGGAGAUCUCUUCCUCAAAGGAGAGACAACAGUUCAAUACACUGCCACAGACCCCUCAGGAAAUAACAGGACUUGUGAGAUCCACAUUGUCAUCAAAGGUUCUCCCUGUGAAAUUUCCUUUACCCCAGUGCAUGGGGAUUUUAUAUGCAUAGAAGACGAAGCAAUUGUUAACUGCACAUUACGCUGCAUGGAUGGUUAUAACUUUCCAGCAGGGUCAACUGAAAACUACUAUUGUGCCUAUGAGGAUGGUAUCUGGAAACCACCAUAUUCUACUGAAUGGCCUGACUGCUCUUUAAAUCGUUUUGCAAAUCAUGGGUUCAAGUCUUUUGAGAUGCUCUACAGAGCAACGCGAUGUGAUGACAGCAACCUUCUAAAAAGCUUUGCUGAGGCUUUUCAGAGUGCGCUUGGUAAAAUGGUCCCAUCGUUCUGUAAUGAUGUCGAUGACAUUGACUGCAGAUUGGAGGAUUUGCCACAGAAACAUUGCCUAGAAUAUAAUUAUGACUAUGAAAAUGGAUUUGCAAUUGGACCCGGUGGCUGGGGCGCAGCAAACCGUCUGGAUUAUUCCUACGAUGACUUCCUUGACAUCGUGCAGGAGGAACAGCUACAAACGCCUCUCUCUGGCGCUGUGAAAACAGCGCCCUCCCGGGUCAAGAGACACAAAAAACUCAACAUUCCAAUGACCGAUCACAAAAUUAAGUUAAUAUUUAAUAUCACUGCUAGUGUGCCGUUGCCCGAUGAAAGGAAUGAUAGUGUGGAAUCAGAAAACCAGCAGCGGCUUCUUAAAACUCUAGAGACUAUCACAAACAGGCUGAAAAGGACACUCAAAAAGGAACCCAUGUAUUCUUUUCAGUUUGCCUCAGAACUGGUUGUAGCUGACAGCAACUCACUGGUAACUGAGAAAGCCUUUCUGUUCUGCAGACCAGGUUCAGUUCUGAGAGGGCGAAUGUGCGUUAACUGCCCUUUGGGUACCUAUUAUUCUCUGGAGCACCGCACUUGUGAAAGCUGCUGGACUGGAUCCUAUCAAGAUGAGGAAGGGCAGCUGGAAUGCAAAAGUUGCCCAUCCGGUAGCUAUACCGAAUACCUCCACUCCAGGAGUAUCUCUGAAUGUAAAGCUCAGUGCAAGCAGGGAACGUACUCACCUAAUGGUCUUGAAACCUGUGAGUCAUGUCCUCUUGGCACAUAUCAACCUGUAUUUGGAUCUAAGAACUGCAUUGCCUGUCCAGAAAACAUGUCAACAGUGAAAAGAGGAGCUGUGGAUAUCUCAGCAUGUGGAGUACCUUGUCCAGCAGGGGAAUUCUCUCGCUCUGGUUUAAUGCCUUGCUACCCCUGCCCCCGGGACUACUAUCAACCAGACCCAGGAAAGUCCUAUUGCUUAUCUUGUCCCUUUUAUGGGACAACUACGAUCAUUGGUGCCAGAUCCAUCACAGACUGUUCAAGUUUUGGCUCUACUUUCACAGCGGCCGAGGAGAGUGUAAUGGUACCAGUCUCUCCAGAAAAUAUCAGCAAGCAGUACAAAGUCAGCAGUCAGGUUUUUCAUGAGUGUUUCCUGGAACCAUGCCAUAAUAAUGGCACAUGCAAACAACUUGGAAGUGGGUACAUUUGCAUGUGCCCACCUGGAUACACAGGCUUAAAGUGUGAAAAGGAGAUUGAUGAGUGCAAGUCAACCCCUUGCCUCAAUAAUGGAGUUUGCAAAGAUGGCAUUGGGGUGUUCAUUUGCCAGUGCCAACCAGGCUAUACAGGUUUACUGUGUGAGGAGGAUAUAAAUGAAUGCAGGUCCAACCCGUGUGUGAACGGAGCACUUUGUGUUGAUGACAUCAAUGCUUAUCACUGCACAUGUGCAGAAGGAUUCACAGGCACUCGCUGUGAAACGGAGGUGAAUGAAUGCCUUUCAAACCCAUGUCAAAACAAGGGCAUUUGUGAGGAUCGGAUCAGGAGUUUCCACUGCAAGUGCCUUCCUGGGUUUACUGGCGUCUUGUGUGAAAAAAACAUUGACGAGUGUCUCAGCAGACCCUGUAAGAAUGGGGCCACAUGCAAAGAUGGUAUCAACAACUUCAGGUGUCAAUGUGUGACAGGGUACACAGGCCUGCACUGUGAAGUGAACAUCAAUGAGUGUGGAUCCAAUCCCUGUUUAAACCAAGCUACCUGUGUGGAUGCCUUGAACUCGUACAUUUGUAAAUGUCCCCCUGGCUUUACAGGCAGCAGGUGUGAAACAGAACAGUCCUCUGGUUUUAACCUGGAUUUUGAAGUGUCUGGUAUCUAUAGCUAUGUCAUGCUUGACAAUAUUCUCCCAUCACUUGGUGAUAUCACCUGUGCAUUCUGGAUGAGAUCAACUGACACUACUAAUUAUGGGACUCCAAUUUCUUAUGCAGUGGAGAAUGGAAGUGACAAUGCAUUUCUGCUAACAGAUUACAAUGGCUGGGUUCUUUAUGUGAAUGGGAAAGAGAGGAUCACAGAUUGUCCCUCUGUGAAUGACGGCAACUGGCAUCACAUUGCAGUCACCUGGACGUGCAUGAAUGGAGCCUGGAAUGUGUAUAUUGACGGGAAGUUGUCUGAUGGAGGCAGAGGUCUAUCUGUAGGAUCAAAAAUCCCUGGUGGUGGCGCACUAAUACUUGGACAAGAGCAAGACCAGAGAGGAGAAGGAUUCAAUCCAGCAGAAUCUUUUGUGGGCUCUCUUAGCCAGCUCAACAUCUGGGACCAUGUCCUAUCCCCACAGGAGGUAAAAUCCCUGGCUACUUCCUGUCCAGAAGAACUGCAAAAAGGAAAUGUAUUGGCCUGGCCGGAUUUCCUGCCUGGGGUUGUUGGAAGAGUGAAGAUAGAUUACAGGAGCAUGUUUUGUGCUGAUUGCCAAUCCUUAGAAGGAUCCAUACCUCAUCUGCGGGCCUCAUCGACUGAUUUAAAGCCAGGGUCAAAAGUGAGCCUUUCCUGUGAUCCAGGCUUCCAAAUAGUGGGGAACUCUGUCCAGCACUGUCUAAAUUUGGGACAAUGGACUCGACCUCUUCCCCGCUGUGAAAGAAUCAGCUGUGGAGUGCCUCCACCUUUAGAAAAUGGAUUUUAUUCUGCUGAGGACUUCUUUGCGGGUAGCACAGUUACCUACCGGUGCAAUAAUGGCUAUUAUUUGUUGGGGGAUUCAAGGAUGUUCUGCACUGACAAUGGAAGCUGGAAUGGCAUCUCGCCGUCUUGCCUUGAUGUCGAUGAAUGUGCUGUUGGAUCAGAUUGCGAUGAGCAUGCUUCUUGCCUUAAUACAAAUGGGUCCUACGUAUGUACUUGCAUCCCUCCUCAUACAGGCGAUGGCAAAAAAUGUGCAGAACCAGUAAAAUGCAAGAAUCCGGGAAAUCCAGAACAUGGUCAUUCUUAUGGUGACAAUUACACUGUUGGUAGUGAAGUUACUUUCUCCUGCGAAGAGGGUUUCCAGUUGAUAGGAGCAACUAGAGUCACUUGUUUGCAGUCUGGAGGAUGGAGCCACCUGAUACCAUAUUGUGAAGCUGUAUCCUGUGGUAGUCCAGUUAUUCCAGAAAAUGGUGCCAUUGAGGGCUCAAAUUUUACUUAUGGCAAGAAGGUGCUGUACAGAUGUAACAAAGGAUACAAUCUGAUGGGUGAAAAGGAAACAUCAUGCCUUGCUAGUGGUGCUUGGAAUCAUGCUCCUCCUGCCUGUGAAAUAGUAACAUGUCCGAGCCCACAGGACAUAAACAAUGGAAAAUACACACUGAGUGGCAUGACAUACCUUUCUACUGCAUCAUAUACGUGUAACAGUGGAUACAGCCUACAGGGUCCCCCAGUACUUGUGUGUGAAGCUUCAGCUAACUGGAACAGCAUACCACCAGUCUGCAAAAUUGUCUCUUGUGGAUCCCCUCCUGCCAUCAAAGAUGCUGUGAUCAGUGGGAAUAACUUUACUUUUGGCAACACAGUCACUUAUAUGUGUAAGGAAGGCUACACAUUAAUUGGCCCUGACACCGUAGAAUGCUCAGCCAGUGGUGAGUGGAGCAUGAGUCACCAGCAGUGCCUGGCGGUUUCCUGUGAUGAACCUCCCCAUGUGGAACAUGCUUCCCCAGAGAGCGCCCAUCGGUUGUUUGGCGAUAUAGCUUAUUACUACUGCUCAGAUGGCUACAGCCUGGAGGACAAUUCCAAGCUGUUUUGCAAUGCUCAAGGGAAGUGGGUGCCUCCUGCUGGCAUGAAGAUGCCCCACUGCAUCGCUGAUUUUUGUGAGAGGCCGCCCACAGUGUCGUACGCCAUCCUGGAAUCAGUUAAUAAAGUAAAGUUUCCUGCUGGUUCAGCCGUGAGCUUCAAGUGUAUGGAAGGUUUUGUCCUAAACACGUCUGCUAAGAUUGAGUGCAACAGAGGUGGUCAGUGGACUCCUUCUCCUUUGACUAUCCAAUGCAUCCCGGUUCGCUGUGGGGAACCACCGAGUAUUAGAAAUGGCUAUGCGAGUGGAGCCAACUACAGUUUUGGAGCAGUGGUGGCUUACAGCUGCAACAAAGGGUUCUAUAUCAAAGGAGAAAAGAAAAGGACAUGUGAGGCCACAGGAGACUGGAGCGGUAACCUACCUACCUGCCAUCCGGUGUCUUGUGGAGAACCACCCAAGCUUGAAAACGGAGUCAUUGAGAGCACAACUGGCCGUUUCUUUGAGAAUGAAGUGUACUACCAAUGUAAUGCUGGCUACAAGCUAGUUGGAAGUUCAGUAUCAGUCUGCCAAGCAAAUCGUCAGUGGCAUAGUGAAUCGCCACCUUCUUGUGUUCCUCUCAGUUGUGGCAAACCACCUCCUAUCCAGCACGGAUAUGCAAAGGGAGAAAGCUUUGAUGUGGGAUCCAAGAUUGAGUUUUUCUGCGAUGAGGGCUAUGAGCUGAUGGGAGAUGCCUCUUGGACAUGCCAGAAGUCUGGGAAGUGGAGCAAAAAGCAAAGCCAAAAGUGUGUGCCAACAAAGUGCCCAGAACCACCACUGAUUGAAAAUCAGCUCGUCUUGAAAGAGAUGGUUCACCAAGUAGGUGUUGUACAGUUUUCCUGCAAAGAGGGCUAUGUCUUGCAUGGUUCCUCGGUGCUGAAAUGUUUGCCGUCACAACAGUGGAAUGAUUCCUUUCCAGUCUGCAAGGUUGUACUGUGCCAUGGGCCUCCAUACAUUCCCUUUGGUGACCCUGUGGCAUCAUCUCUUCAUUUUGGUAGCACCGUGACGUACACCUGCAUGGAUGGGUUUUUACUGAAGGGAGAAUCUACAAUUGGAUGCCAAGCUGAUGGCUCCUGGAGCUUUCCAUUGCCAGAAUGUAUUCCAGUAGAAUGCCCCCAGCCUGAAGAAAUUCAGAAUGGCAUUGUAGAUGUGCAGGGUCUUACUUACCUCAGCACAGCACUGUACACUUGUAAACCGGGCUUUGAAUUACUGGGGAACACAACUAUUCUCUGUGGAGAAGAUGGUCAUUGGCUCGGUGGAAAGCCAGCUUGCAAGCCUGUUGAAUGCCCAGAACCUAAGGAGAUUCAGAAUGGCAAAUAUUCAUACACAAACUUUCAUUAUGGGCAGACUGUUACGUAUUCAUGUGACAGAGGAUUCCAGCUCAAAGGGCUGAAUGUACUGAGCUGCUUAGAGACAGGAGAGUGGGACGCAGAUGUUCCAUCUUGCAAAGCCAUAAACUGUGACCCCCCUCGGCCCAUCGAGAAUGGUUUUGUGGAAGGUGCAGAUUACAGCUAUGGGGCUAUGAUCAUCUAUAGCUGCUUUCCAGGUUUCCAGCUGGCUGGUCUUGCCAUGCAGACUUGUGAAGAGUUGGGAUGGUCUAGCUUUACUCCGGCAUGCCUACCAACAGACUGUGGCCUGCCUCCCCAUAUUGACUUCGGGGAAUAUGUGCAGGUUAGAAGUGAAGAAGGACAUUUUGACCAAGAAAGAAUACAUCUUACUGAGAGCCCUCCUCUUUCUGACACGUUAGUUGCUAGUAGCUGGAAAGAUAUAAAAAGUCCUUUGAAGGAAACUAAUGCAGUACAGUUGACAAACUUUUUAUAUGGAACCAUAGUUAUGUACACGUGCUACGCUGGUUAUGAGCUAUUAGGAAACCCCAUACUAGCUUGCCAAGAGGAUGGGACGUGGAAUGGCAGUGCCCCUGUCUGCAUAUCAAUAGAGUGUGACUUACUCUCACCCCUAGAGAAUGGCUUUUUACAUUUUACCGAGAAUACACUUGGUAGCGUAGUGCAAUAUGCCUGUAAAACAGGGUAUAAGCUAGUUGGUUCUGACACAAGGCUGUGUUUGCCUAACCGACAGUGGAGUAAUGCUGCUCCAUAUUGCCAGGUGGUAUCCUGUACCACACCUAACAAACUCAUGAAUGGAAACAUAAAGGGAGAAAACUACACUUACAGGAGUGUGGUCCAUUAUGAAUGUGAUCCUGGGUACCAGUUAAAUGGCUCAGAUAAGAGGACAUGCCAGGAUAACCAAAAAUGGGAUGGGAAUGAGCCUAUUUGCAUCCCCGUUUCUUGUGGCCAACCACCAGUUUUAGAAAAUGGCCACGUGACUGGAGACGAAUACACAUUCCAGAAACACAUGGACUACAGCUGUAAUGAAGGUUUCCAGCUGCAUGGGGACAGGAGUAGAGUCUGCCUUGCAAAUGGAAGCUGGAGUGGAAUCACUCCAGUUUGUAAAUCUGUCAGGUGCGCAGUACCACUACCUCUUCCCAAUGGAGAAAUUAUUGGAUCCGAAUAUGGCGUUGGGAAGGAAGUUCAGUAUCGCUGCAGUGAAGGCUACAUAUUGCAUGGAGCAUCCAUACUUACCUGUCAAGCUGAUGGCACCUGGGAUACAGAGGCUCCGUACUGUGAGCCAGUCAAUUGCGGACCCCCAGAAGACAUCUCUCAUGGCUUCCUGAAUAGUUCAGGCUUCAGUUAUGGGGAAUACACACAGUAUGUGUGCUUUCCCGGUUAUGAGUUACGUGGAAAUCCACUGCGGCAGUGUUUGUCCAACGGCUCAUGGGGGGGAAGCCUCCCCUCUUGCCUCUUCUGUGAAUGCCCCACGCCACUGAUUCAGAACGGGGUUGUUAUCGGGCAAGAUUUCCGCUGCGGGAAAAGUGCACGAUUUCAGUGCCUGGAGGGCUUUAAACUGCUAGGGCCUUCUGAACUCUCCUGUGAGGCAGCCGGCAAAUGGAGUUCUGCUUUUCCACACUGCAGGCGGAUUUCAUGUGGCUCCCCACCAACAAUCCCCAGUGCCUUUAUCAGUGGAAGCAGCUCUGUGGAUGAGAACACUGUAAUAUAUAACUGCAGAACUGGCUUUGUCAUACAAGGGAGGCCAGAGCUGACUUGUACAGAUACGGGCGUUUGGAGUGAGCCGUAUCCACGCUGCGAGCUGAUGUCCUGUGGACCCCCACCUUCCGUUCCUAAUGCAGUGGCUGUCGGAGAGGCCCACACCUAUGGAAGCAGAGUCCAGUACAGAUGUCUGGAGGGCUACGUGAUGGAAACAGAAAUGGAUACAUGCACUUGUCAGGAAGACGGACACUGGUCUCCUAAGAGCAUUUCCUGUUGCCUCAGAAAAUGUCCCGUGCCCACAAAUCUAACCAAUGUAAUUAUUUCUGGUGAUGAGUUUACUGUGAAUAAGAGCAUCACUUUAUCAUGCUCAGAAGGCUACACUUUGUCAGGAGCAAGCACAUCUACAUGCCAGCACAAUGGCAGCUGGGUGCCAUCAUUUUCUGAUGAUAUCUGUGUUCCUGUCUCUUGUGGGAAACCAGAAACCCCAGAACAUGGAACUGUGCUUGGUGCUAGUUACAGCUACAAGGAUGCGGUUCUUUAUCAAUGCAAUGCUGGCUAUGAAUUACAAGGUGAUGCAGAACAUAUCUGCCAAGGAAACAAACUAUGGAGUGGAGCAGCACCAGUGUGCAGAAAGACCAAAUGCGAAGCUCUGGUUUCCUUGGCGAAUGGGAAGGCACUGUAUGAGAAUAAUACAGUUGGCAGCAGAGCAGCAUAUUACUGUGACAGAGGAUACAGCUUGGAAGGGGAGCCCAUAGCAGAAUGCACGGGAACUGGAAGCUGGAGUCACCCAAUCCCGCUGUGCAAACCAAAUCCUUGUCCUGUGCCUUUCAUAAUCCCAGAGAAUGCUCGCCUGUCUGAGACAGAAUUUUAUGUCGGCCAGAAAGUAUCGAUCAAGUGCAGGGAGGGCUAUGAACUUAAAGGGCACGCUGCAAUGACCUGUAACCCUGACGAGACUUGGACACCAGCGAGAGCUAAAUGUGAAAAGAUUUCUUGUGGGCCCCCUGCUCACAUUGAAAACGCCUUGGCCCGUGGUACCUUUUAUCAGUAUGGAGACAUGAUCACCUACUCGUGCUACAGCGGGUUCAUGCUGGAGGGGUCCCUGAGAACUGUGUGUUUAGAAAAUGGAACCUGGACAAAACCGCCUGCCUGCAAAGCCAUUUGUCGAUUCCCGUGUCAGAACGGCGGAGUCUGUGAGCGACCAAACGCAUGCUCCUGUCCAGAAGGCUGGAUGGGCCGUCUCUGCGAAGAGCCAAUAUGCAUCCUGCCUUGUCUGAACGGAGGUCGCUGUGUGGCCCCCUACCAAUGUGAUUGCCCAGCUGGGUGGACUGGAUCGCGCUGUCAUACGGCUGUGUGCCAGUCUCCCUGCUUAAAUGGUGGGAAAUGUAUACGACCAAAUCGGUGCCAUUGCCCCUCAUCAUGGACUGGACAUGACUGCACGAGGAAAAGGAAGGCUGGAUUCUAUCCCUUUUAACAGCAGAGGAACUGUUUUAUACUAAGAAAAUAUUUCUUCAGCAUAGCCACUGGGGCUUGAAACCUAAUGCAUUGUAAAUCAAAUCCAGUGCUUUUUUCCCCCCUUGAAAAUGUUUUUGCUUUGUGAUAUAUUUUUCCUAUACUUUUCCAUUUUUAAAGAAACCAUCUGUAUUUUUCAUAUACAAAAAUAUAACAAAUAUAUGCUGCUACACACACACAAAUGUACAAAUUCUGCUGUCCAGCAAGGAAAUAGCUUGUGUACAUUUUGGUCCUUGCCAUUCCUUGAAUACAACUGGUUAAUUAAAAUACAUUUUACUGCCAACCAAGAGUAAACAGGAUGUUGCAAUUCUGGGUACUAGUUGCCAAAGCCUUACUGUAAUUCAGCAGUUAGACAGUAGACCGUAGUUACUGUAGGCUAAACUGAGCUGUGAAACAUUCCAUGAUACUUUGAACCUGAUCUCACUUACAGCUAUGAGAAUUAAGUCAAUCUCAACCUCCUGGCACUCUGCUACAAUGGAGUUAUACCAGUGUCAGGCUGGUGAAAGAGGAGAAUCAAUCAAUAUAAUUUUUGCCAUAAGGAAUUAAUUUUCUUUUUAAAUGUUUUAAUGAGAGGGUGUUUGUGUUAAGUUUACCAUAGAUUUACUGGUGAAAUAGUCACAAGUUUAGACUAGGUGGGAGAAUGUUGUGUAGCUCAAAAUGAAAUAGCCAGACAACUCCAGUAGCCAUAUCCAUGGAAACAGGUGAAAUUGACAGGUGAUAUUUGUAGUGUGCAGAACCAUCAGUGAACCAAAAAAAUAGUCUCUCUCACACACAUACACAUACACACACACACACAUACACCUUGCCAACUAAGAACUAUAAAGUGCACAAUCCACAUAGGAGUGAGCUAUUCCAAGUCAUACGUAAAGUCUGUCGCGCAGACACCCCUAUUGCUGAACAUAUUAGCGUCAUAAGAAACAUGCACCUGAGUGCCCUUGUUAAAAAUGCCCCUCACUAGGGAUCCAAAACACUGAUACUCUCCUAUUGCUAAGUAAAAGCAGAGGGUGAAAGGAAUGUUUGGGGAGUGGAGUGUGUUUGGUAUUAGCAUUAGAGAGUGAACGUCUGAUGUAUGAAAGGAGUUACUGUACAAGAAUUUGGCUUAGAAACCUUACCUGACACGCCUUUCUACAAACACUCUGCUCGCUAGGUUCAAAAUGCUCACGUAAUAAAGCAAAAUUAGUAUCAACAUUAGGAAAGAAGAGGAAGGAAAUAAUUUAUCUCAUGGAGCUUUAUUUACUCUUAAACCACUCUGUGUGCACACUCUGGUUCCCCACCCGUCCCUUUUAUAGUUAGGUAUCCCUUAUGAACGCGUCCAGGGAAAUGUAGUCAAAAACAAAGAGGAGUUAAUUAUGUACGUGCAACUGCUGUGGGCACCAGUGAAAGGAAAACAUCUGAUUGUUGUGGUGCCAACUAUAGAGGCAGAGAAAAAUGACAAGUGGAUCCUGUAAUGGUAGCAACUGCCAAUUUAAAAAAAAAAGGUGGAUUGGAGAAGAAAAGGAGGGAAUUUUGUAAAAUGGAUUCUUCUUUUCCUAUCUCAGUUCUAAUGCAAAUUAAAUUCCAGCCUUCAACCUGCAACCACAGCAACCAAUUGAUAGAUUGCCAUUCAGAUUAUAGCAUGCUAUAAUUGAACAAAAGCAAUUAGAAGAGUUAAGGAGCUUCUCCUCCUAUCAAGCGGAGAUAGUACAGGGCAACUAUACUGUGGCAUCCAACUCUACUACAGUGGGUUUCCUUUACAAUUUUGAUUUAAUCAUUACUGCUAAAAUAUCAGAAUAUGAUAACGUGCUACACUAUAGUUCCCCCCAAAGAAAUAAUCAUAUAGCAACUUAGGUCUUGGAGAGGUUUGCACCAAAUAGUUGCACGCAUGCUCUCAAUAAAUACUGUCUUUGGGAAUGAAUCACCACCAUUUAUCAAUACGCAUUUCAUUUGCCUUUCUCUUUGCUAUCACCGAAACUUCGUUUUCCGUUUUUAUUUUGUUUAAAAUGUCCUGGGAAUUUAGCAGUGUUUAUUACAAACGUUUAAAAACUGAUAAACAUCAGUGCAACAAAUUAACUUCACAAUUGUGUGGGUAAAUAUGGAGGGAUGGGGGGAUAGAAAACAAGCAACAAAUAGAGAAAAGUAAAAGCAGUUUAAUGCUGUGGUUAAUUUCAUGAACUGUACUUUAAUAAGCACACAUCUGCACGCGAGUGUAUCUUCCACUACAUUACCUUAUUUUAACAGGCAGCGUAACAUUACACUUAGACAAACAUAGUAUAAACAUAAACACAGCUACCUAAUGUCAUGUAUUGGGUUUCUUGAGAGUCCAAAAUUUGGGUGAAAAUCAGUAAAAACUGAAAAAUGGCUUUUUUAAAACCCAAGAAUCUUUCAGUAAAAAUCACGUAAAACUGAAAACAAAGGGCCUUAGCUGUCCCACCCAGAGUGUUACUGGAGGCCUUUUGUUCCAUAUGACCUGUUUGCAGUACACCGCCCAGAAACUACAGGAGAUGGAGUGGGUAGAUGGAGAAAACUGAGCUAUCUUUUUAUAUACACACACAUUUAUAUAUAUAUUGUUCUUGUCUCUUUACAAAAACCAAACCGUAUCUUUUCUACUGUGUCUGUAUAGUGUGUGCCCUUUCUCUCCUUGUGAUGCCCUGAUUCUGUCUCGCCCUGAUGCUCUCUUUGGAGUAGAACAGUGUUGUGUAUGGAGGCACUUUGUGUUGUUAGGAGACUGCUUAAGAGGAGCCACAUGGCCUGCCUCUAGCACUGGACGUUCACAUGGAUGAACAGUUAGACAGGACUCAAAGACCAGUCUGGAAAAACCAUGUCAUUAGCAGAGCUGCUGGCAAGGCACAAAGGCUGUUCUAGUUAAUGAUAUUUUGCUCUUUACAAUAAUAUAGUCUCAGAGGAACAAUCUUUUUGCAAAUACUGUAUUGUCAUUUAUGUCACUGCUUGUUGUGUGUAUUAAAUGACUUCUGUCUGAUGCACUUUACACUGUAAAUAAAGUUGCACCCUAUUUAGUACCUGUAAAUACAACUUUGCGCUCUUUCAUUAGUGCCUAACAACAGCUUCCUGUGUCUCCUCCCAGCUCUCCAUGGCCUGAUGUAGGCGUUGGGGUUGUUAAGAGAAGUGGAUCUCCACUCAAGUGCAAUGAUUGAAUCAUUAAUAAUCAUUCUGAAAGACUAAUCCAGGACAUCCAAACUUCAUUCUUUAGCUGAAGGUGCAAUUAGCAGUGUUUUUAAAAUCCUCUCCUCUGGUUGGAGAUGUAUGAAAAGCGAAUGGGCCAAACUCAGGCUUGGUGUAAGCAAGUGCAACUCUAUUAAAGUCAACAUGUGCUCUUUG
Messenger RNA from Terrapene triunguis (Three-toed box turtle), 13919 nucleotides. Its product is annotated as sushi, von Willebrand factor type A, EGF and pentraxin domain-containing protein 1-like. The record is from RefSeq and is a predicted model, not a curated record. Lineage: Eukaryota; Metazoa; Chordata; Testudines; Emydidae. The coding region runs from base 523 to 10566 and encodes 3347 amino acids. The transcript is spliced from 48 exons. Gene Ontology annotation, molecular function: calcium ion binding.